Prunus armeniaca (apricot) is the source of this 240-nucleotide messenger RNA. The record is from the annotation of a GenBank genome assembly. Lineage: Eukaryota; Viridiplantae; Streptophyta; Magnoliopsida; Rosales; Rosaceae.
AUGUGUGAUUGCGAAGAAGAGCAUCAUAUUCAUCUUGCACGGCAAGUUACCAAUGAGAGGAAUCAAGAGCCGGCAUGGGUAUUGGAUAAAGUGGGCACAAGAUUGGGCUCUGGUGCUAGGCUUUCAGCUUCAUACAUUGGCUCAGCAAUAGGUGGCACCGUGUUGGGCUCGAGUGGUGUUGAUAGUUGGCUUGGCGUAGGUAGUGCCGGAAAUGGGCGGAAGGCAGCAGAUUCUGUAUAG